Fusarium redolens is the source of this 1003-nucleotide messenger RNA. RefSeq lists its product as uncharacterized. The record is from RefSeq and is a predicted model, not a curated record. The transcript has a single exon. NCBI's taxonomy places the organism in Eukaryota, Fungi, Ascomycota, Sordariomycetes, Hypocreales, Nectriaceae. Bases 227 to 748 code for a protein of 173 amino acids.
CUGGACAAUAUCAUCUGUUCAGUGAUCUCGAGUUUCGAGGAUGCAUUAUCAUUGUUCAAGAUAAAGAAAAUCCGACAAAUAACUAGACAUGACAUAUUUAAAUUGAGCCCUCAUUCACUGAACUUCUCUUCUCUCAUCAUCCUCAGAUCAGUCUCAUUUCGAUCCGACGAUAUCACUUGCAAGCAUCCCACUCGUCGAUCUCAUUUCCUAUUACACAAAACAUAAAAUGUCUUUCCGAAGACUCUCUGCCCGUCGCGGAUCUCACUCUGACGUUCAACAGCUAACCAUCGGCGUUUGCACACCAACUAUGGAAUAUGGUCCAAGCCACUGGAUUCUCAUGCUCGCAGAGCGCGACGCCGAGUACGCAACCUGGUACCACUCCUCGGGUGGUCCUACGAAACGCAGACGCUGGGAAGUCGUAAUUGAAAAUGGACGACUCAACAGCUGGGAAGUUGACAGCCGCUUUUACGUCGCUGAAAUUUCAGCUCGACAUGGACGAAAGGUAAAGGCUUCUGCGAGAAGAAUUCCAGGUGGGUUUUGUCAACGAUGGGUUGUUAAUGUGCUCUGGGAUUUGGAGAUGCAGGAAGUUGUUCCUUCUGGCACGACGAAGAGAAUCGCUGAAGUUAUGGAAGAGGAUCCUUAUGCUGAUGCGUCACCUGUUGUCGCGGAGCAUGAAGGUUUCCAGGACAAGAUGUAUGACUGGGUCGAGAAGCAUUGCUUGUCUAGGCUUGGGUCACCUAGACGAUAGAAGGACCUCAUGGCGCAGGUCGCCGCAGGUUCUUACUUCUUUGAGCUCUCAAAAGGUAAGUAAAGGAAUGUAUAUAUAGGCUAUAUGAUAGAUGAAAUGAACGGGCUCGGAAACCUGGCGACGAAGUAUUGUCUCAUGAAAGGAUGAACUGAAGGCGUUAUGAGUGAUUGUCAUAGUUUAGGCCUUCUUUAGGAUAAAAUACCCUAAAACUUUACCAUCACCACCCUUUGUCCCGCACAACCACAUCAUGUAUUG